Messenger RNA from Colletotrichum destructivum, 835 nucleotides. RefSeq lists its product as uncharacterized. The transcript has 5 exons. Bases 106 to 696 code for a protein of 196 amino acids. The record is from RefSeq and is a predicted model, not a curated record. NCBI's taxonomy places the organism in Eukaryota, Fungi, Ascomycota, Sordariomycetes, Glomerellales, Glomerellaceae.
CCUCCCCUCCGCCGCCAACCCCCUCCCGGAUUUCAAGAACCACGCCCAGUGUUAGCCCCCUUCCCCCCAUCUACACCCCAAUUGCAAUCCAAAAUACAGUAAACAAUGGCUUCGAGAACCGACCUCGACGACGAGGAUCUCACCUUCCACUGCUGCGCGCCCCUUCGGGCCUCGGAGCUCUUGAGGCCCGUCGAAGUUGGCGAGAUUGGCGGCCCAGGCCACGCCGGGAAGUCGACGUUCUUCGCCUGGCCCAUCCUCGGGCCGCUCCUGUUUGAGAACGCGACCAGCGACGCGCGAGACCACUGCGCGAACGAGAGGACGUUCCUCUCGUACCUCCGCCUGUCCGUCUACAUGUCCAUCGUCGCUGUCGCCAUCGUCCUCUCCUUCCACCUCAAGUCCGAGCCCAGCCAGCUCGAGCUGCGCAUGGCCAAGCCCCUGGGCAUCGUCUUCUGGAUCCUCGCCGUCGCGUGCCUGUGCCUCGGCCUCGGGAACUACAUCAAGACCGUGAACAAAUACAGUCGCAAGGCGGCGAUCGUGCAGACGGGAUGGCGGACCCAGCUUGUUCUCUCCAUCGUGGCCCUCAGCAUCGUUGGGGCCUGUGCCGUGCUACUGGUCAUUGCCAAGAUCACGGCCAACGCUGAGAAGGGAGAAUCUUCACAUGCCGCGGUCUACGCGGCAGGUCACGUCUUGAAAUGAAGCAAACGGGGUCGAUGUCAAUAGCCACAAUGUAUUUCCCGUUUCUCCCAAUUCUUCGCCGCGUCAUUACCAGCCCGUGCUGAUGCUUAUCCCGUGGGUAUAUAUAAAAAAAAAAGAAGAGAAAAGAGGGAAAAAGCUC